AUGGCCGCCACAAUUCUAGAAUCUGGGGGGGUGCGUGUAGCUGUAGAGGGAUGCGUGAGAAUUUGCCUGUUCUCCGAAAUUGCCCACACCGGCCUGCUAACUGAUGCAGGGCCAUGGUCUUGCCGUGAGCGGAAGUGGGAUGCUGUCGAUCUCCUCAUUAUCGGCGGAGAUUUCCAGUCUGUCCGCAAUGCUCAAGAUCUCGCCGUCAUGGCAUGCCCUGUCAAGUACCGUGAGCUUGGUGACUUUCCCGAUUAUUACUCUGGCGCCCGCAAAGCGCCUUAUACUACCAUCUUUAUCGGCGGGAACCACGAAGCCAGCUCUCAUCUUUGGGAACUCUACUACGGCGGCUGGGUCGCACCCAACAUUUACUACAUGGGCGCGGCCAAUGUUUUGCGAUUCGGUCCUCUGCGCAUCGCGGGCAUGUCUGGUAUUUGGAAAGGUUUCGACUAUAGGAAACCCCAUUUUGAACGUCUUCCAUUCAACGACAACGAUGUGCGGUCACUUUACCAUGUGCGAGAAAUUGACAUCCGCAAACUGCUGUUGCUGCGCACUCAGGUUGACAUCGGCCUAAGCCAUGACUGGCCCAAAGGUAUUGAGAGACAUGGCGAUUCAGAACGCCUCUUCAAGCAGAAGCGAGACUUUCGACAAGAAUCCAUCGACGGCACACUGGGAAAUACUGCUGCGGGAUAUGUCCUUGAUCGCCUUCGCCCACCAUAUUGGUUUUCUGCUCACUUGCACGUCAAAUUUGCCGCGCUGAAAAGCUUUAACCCACAACCGGAAUUUGAUACAAAAGAGACGGUACAGCCAGAGCUUAAUGAUCCAGUUGCAGAAGCUCCGCAAGAGCAAAAUCCGGAUGAAAUUGACUUAGACCUGGAUGAUGACGACGAUGUAGCUCUUCAGCCCAGCAAUGAUACGAUGCCAGCACCAGAGGACCAAGAAAGCUCGAAAGAGCAGCAAAUAGAGACCAACAAAGUCUCUGAAGAGCUCUUGGCCCAGCUUCCGGCUUCUUUUACAAAGCCGCCGCCGCGGCCUAAACGCACUCCCGGGCAGCCUGUUCCGCUAGGCAUCAAAAACACAGAUGUUCGCUUCCUUGCGCUCGAUAAAUGUCUUCCCGGUAGGCGAUUUUUGCAGCUGUGCGAAAUACACCCGUUCAAUAAGGAAGAGUCUUCCCGUCACCCUGCAGGUGAAUUGCCAUCACGCUACAGAUUAGAUUACGACCCAGAGUGGCUGGCCAUCACUCGAGUGUUCCACAAAGAUCUUGUUAUCGGCAACCCAGCCACUCAGGUGGCCCCCGAUCUGGGCGAGGACGAGUAUAUCCCCCUCAUAGAUGGAGAAAGAGAGUGGGUAGAGACCAAUAUUGUCAAGGCUGGCAAGCUCGCAGUACCCAACAACUUUUCUCAGACAGCACCACCAUACGAGCAAGGGACCCCCGAAAUUGUGCACGAUCAACCUGAAGAAUAUACCAAUCCUCAGACCGCAGAAUUCUGCCAGCUUCUCGAUCUGACCAAUCUCUGGGAUUCCAGCGAGCAGGAAAGACAAGAAAGGAAGCAACGCGGGCCUACUCCGGUGGACAGAGGAUUUCAUGGCGGUGGCAGAGGACGGGGUGGCGGGCGUGGCAGAGGCGGGCGAGGUGGCGGACGGGGUGGCGGAAGAGGCCGUGGAUUCCGUGGAAGAUGGUAA
Messenger RNA from Beauveria bassiana ARSEF 2860, 1680 nucleotides. Its product is annotated as lariat debranching enzyme domain-containing protein. Gene Ontology annotation, molecular function: RNA lariat debranching enzyme activity. Bases 1 to 1680 code for a protein of 559 amino acids. Lineage: Eukaryota; Fungi; Ascomycota; Sordariomycetes; Hypocreales; Cordycipitaceae. The record is from RefSeq and is a predicted model, not a curated record. Gene Ontology annotation, biological process: mRNA splicing, via spliceosome. The transcript is spliced from 3 exons. Gene Ontology annotation, cellular component: nucleus.